GGAGAGGGGGGCGGGCUCUGGAACCGGGCAGCCUCGCUUCCGUUCGGCUGCAACUGCUUCCGACCUCCGCCUUUCCCUCUAGCGAGGACGAGACGAGACCUCGCGCGCAUGCUCGGAAUCAUCCUCCGAGGGGCGGGGCUGCAGCUGCGGGAGCAGGAUGGGGGGAAGAGAAGGGAAUUCCAACCUGUAGAACUUUGGGGGUCCUAUGGUCGGGUUCUUCCCCACGACUGUGAAUGGUGGAAGGGGUGGGGUCUUUGGCGGCUCCUGGGGGUGUUGGAGUUCGCAGGGUGAGGGACGGGGUGUCAAGUGUGCGAGAGGUGCAGGACUUCCAAAUUUAGAACCUUGAGGCCCUUUGGGCUCAGGUCCAGGGCACUCCGGCCACCAUGCGCGACAGGACCCACGAGUUGAGGCAGGUGAGAAACUGGGGUGGUGAGGACUCCCAGGAGUGAGGAGAACGGGGGCCCGGCGGGCGCACUGGAGUAAGGAUUCCUGGUUUUGGGUCCGGGACGGGUGGCUGAUGGCCAGGAAGGAAAAUCCCGGAAGCCCAUGGUUCCUGCGGGACGAGAACCGCAGCGAGCAAGUGGUGCCAAUGAUUCCGGCUCUGGCAGGGGGAUAACAUCUCCGACGAUGAAGAUGAGGUUCGAGUCGCGCUGGUGGUGCACUCAGGUGCUGCCCGGCUCAGCAGCCCGGACGACGAGUUCUUCCAAAAGCCCUCUUGGUGAUCCUUCCUAGGUGCAGACAAUUCGGCAGACUAUGGCCAAACUGGAGAGUAAAGUCCGGGAGUUGGAGAAACAGCAGGUCACCAUCCUGGCCACGCCUCUUCCCGAGGAGAGCAUGAAGCAGGGCCUGCAGAACCUUCGAGAGGAGAUCAAACAGCUGGGGAGAGAGGUCCGGACACAGCUAAAAGCCAUAGAGCCCCAGAAGGAAGAAGCUGAUGAGAAUUAUAACUCAGUCAACACAAGGAUGAAGAAAACCCAGCAUGGAGUCCUGUCCCAGCAAUUUGUCGAGCUCAUCAACAAAUGCAACUCAAUGCAGUCCGAAUACCGAGAGAAGAAUGUGGAGCGGAUUCGGAGGCAGCUGAAGAUCACCAAUGCUGGGAUGGUGUCUGACGAGGAGCUGGAGCAGAUGCUGGACAGUGGGCAGAGUGAGGUGUUUGUGUCUAAUAUACUGAAAGACACACAGGUGACUCGGCAGGCCCUGAAUGAGAUCUCUGCGAGACACAGUGAGAUCCAGCAGUUGGAGCGCAGUAUCCGUGAACUCCAUGAGAUCUUCACUUUUCUAGCUACGGAGGUAGAGAUGCAGGGGGAGAUGAUCAAUCGUAUCGAGAAGAACAUCCUGAGCUCAGCAGACUACGUGGAACGUGGGCAAGAGCAUGUCAAAAUAGCCCUAGAGAAUCAGAAGAAGGCGAGGAAGAAAAAAGUCAUGAUUGCCAUCUGUGUCUCUGUCACUGUUCUCAUCUUGGCUGUCAUCAUUGGCAUCACCAUAACCGUUGGAUAAUGUCACAUGUUCUUGGCACUGGGAGGGACAGAGACUCAGCAUUUGUGGAGGCAGGGCAGGCCUCCAGCUGAACCCAUCCUCACACUGGCCCUGUGCAGAAGGGCAUAUGGCUCUUCCUGGGUUGGCAGCUGCUCAUUCGUGGAGUCCUCCCCUUCAGGCCACAAUGCCUGGGAGACAGUUUCCAAUGUCCUGUUUGUCUGGGACACAUGGUUUUGUAAAAAAAAUUAAAAAAAAAAAAAAAAAAAGAA
Molecule: messenger RNA, 1745 nt
Organism: Mastomys coucha (southern multimammate mouse)
Lineage: Eukaryota; Metazoa; Chordata; Mammalia; Rodentia; Muridae
Gene: Stx4
Product: syntaxin 4
Exons: 10
Coding region: 754-1497 (247 amino acids)
Biological process (GO): vesicle fusion; intracellular protein transport; exocytosis
Cellular component (GO): endomembrane system; plasma membrane; SNARE complex
Molecular function (GO): SNARE binding; SNAP receptor activity
Source: RefSeq, a predicted model, not a curated record